AAGCAACAGCAACAGCGCUCUCACAGUUCCGGACGCAGUAAAAGUUCUUUGUCUGCGCAACGCGAGCAGAGGCAGCGGUAGCAGCAGCGGACUGCGACGUCGGUCUACGCUGCAUGCGUUCCCCGUUCGUUGUACACAAUUCGCAGUUGUGUGUUGUUUUGUUGACAGUCACAGCAGAGUAAGAGCGCAGUAAGCAGCGCGUUGACAUCGCGAGAUAGAGUCGAGAGCCAGGCAGGCAGCAAGAAGUUGACUGCGACGUCAGCAGUGACUGCGCUGACUCGGUGUAAUAGUUGGAGUUGGUGUGUGCAAAAUACAUAAACACAUACACACAUCCACACACAUGGUAUAGUGAUGUAUGCGUGUGAGAAAUGCAAGUGCAGCUAAACAAAGCAACAGCUUACCACGCGCCAUAACAACAACAAGAGCCAAACAGUCAGUCAAACUGAGCGUUGCAACGCGGACGUCCCACAGCACACAAAAACACAAAAAAAAGGAAAGCUGCUGCUUUGGCUGCUGGUGACAUGACAAGAGAAGGAUAACGACGACGAAGGAGUUCACUAAAUCUGCAAUACAAAAUUUGUUCUUGUGCUGUUUCGGAAACAAAACAAAAGAGUAAAAAUGUCAUCGUCGGCGAAUGUGAAUAAUAAUCAACAACAACAACAACCACAACAACAAAAAGAGAGUCCAAGUCGAGACUCAACCGCAUCGACAUCGGGACACAUCUCGAUGAUGGCGGAGAAUACGCUUGAAUCGCUGUCGCGUGAUUACAGUUUGGCCAGCCUCAAUUCGGCUGGCAGCCAGGACGAGUUCUUUCGGUGUCGCGAUCAUGCGGACAGCGUUCUCAAGCGCAUGCAACUCUAUGUUGACAGCCAGCAGCUGUGCGAUGUGGUGCUCAUCGCUGGCACCGAUGGCAAGCGUGUGCCCGCUCAUCGAUUGGUGCUAUCUGCGUCUAGCGCAUACUUUUCGGCCAUGUUCACGGGAUCGCUGCGCGAGACGAAGGAACAUGAGGUGACGCUGGGCGAGGUGAACGGAGAUGCACUGCAGCUGCUGGUGCAGUAUUGCUACACAGGAUUCAUCGAGUUGCGCGAGGACACGGUGGAGACGCUGCUCGCCACCGCAUGUCUGUUGCAGCUGAAUGCUGUGGUCACCGCAUGCUGCAACUUCUUGGCCCGCCAACUGCAUCCGUCCAAUUGUUUGGGCUUUGCAUUCUUUGCGGAACAACAGAGCUGCACGACACUAUUGCGUUUGGCCCAGGCGUAUACGUGUCAGUAUUUCAUGCAAGUGUGCCAGAAUCAGGAGUUCUUUCAGCUGAAUGCCGAUCAAUUGGGCAAGCUGCUGUGCAGCGAUGAUCUCAACGUACCCUCCGAACAGGAUGUCUUCCACAGUCUGAUGUCAUGGGUGCGUCACGAUGCCCCCAAUCGGGAGCAGCACAUUGCCGAGCUGUUGGCCCUCGUUCGUCUGCCGUUGCUGCAGCCCGCCUUCAUCAUGGACCAUGUGGAGAACGUGUGCAGCUCGAACGAGUGCCAGCAACUGGUGAUGGAGGCCUUCAAAUGGCAUCUGAUGCCCGAGCGUCGAUCGAGAACCGAACGCACAACGCCACGCAAAUCGACUGUGGGACGUCUGUUGGCCGUCGGUGGAAUGGAUGUGCACAAGGGCGCCAUUAGCAUUGAGAGCUAUUGUCCGCGACUCGACAAAUGGACGCCCUGGAAGCAUAUGACCGGACGUCGCUUGCAAUUCGGUGCCGCAGUCAUGGAGGAUAAAUUGAUAUUGGUCGGUGGUCGGGAUGGGCUCAAAACGUUGAAUACGGUGGAGAGCUUGGACUUGAAUACGAUGGCAUGGGCACCCCUGAAUCCGAUGGCAACGCCACGACAUGGUCUCGGUGUUGCGGUGCUUGAGGGACCUCUGUAUGCGGUCGGUGGACACGAUGGCUGGAGUUACCUGAACACAGUGGAACGCUGGGAUCCUGUGACACGCAGCUGGAGCUAUGUGGCGCCCAUGUCAUCGAUGCGUUCCACAGCUGGCGUUGCGGUGCUCGGCGGUCGUCUCUAUGCGGUGGGCGGACGCGAUGGCACCGUCUGUCAUCGUUCCAUCGAGUGCUACGAUCCGCAUACCAACAAAUGGACUCUCCUCGCUCCAAUGAAUCAACGUCGCGGCGGCGUUGGCGUGACUGUGGCAAAUGGUUUUCUUUAUGCCUUGGGCGGUCAUGAUUGUCCGGCCAGCAAUCCGAUGGUGAGUCGCACCGAAACUGUGGAACGAUACGAUCCAGUCAGCGAUACUUGGACAUUGAUCUGUUCGCUGUCAUUGGGACGUGAUGCAAUUGGUUGUGCUCUGUUGGGUGAUCGCUUGAUUGUCGUCGGCGGGUACGAUGGCAAGAAUGCGUUGAAGAAUGUCGAGGAAUACGAUCCGGUGCGGAAUGGAUGGAAUGAAUUGGCGCCCAUGUCACUGCCCCGAGCUGGCGCAUGUGUUGUUGCCAUACCGAAUGUUAUUCCGCCAGCGGCUCCACAGCCGCCGGCCAGUGCUACAAAAAAGAAGAAGUGGAAGCCAGUUAGAUUGGAUCCAAUCUGCUAUUUGCGUCGUAGAUCCGUCGAAUUUGUCGACUACUAUCAUAUGUAAUUGUGAAAUAUAAAAUCAAAAAAAAAAACAAAACAAAAAACUAUAUAUGUAAAUUUAAGUAAACAAACAAACAAGUAAAGAAAUCAAAACAAACGAAAGCCUACACAAAAUGGUAACUUAACAAAAAACAAAAACA
Molecule: messenger RNA, 2749 nt
Organism: Drosophila albomicans
Lineage: Eukaryota; Metazoa; Arthropoda; Insecta; Diptera; Drosophilidae
Product: kelch-like protein 5
Exons: 6
Coding region: 619-2613 (664 amino acids)
Molecular function (GO): protein binding
Source: RefSeq, a predicted model, not a curated record